Molecule: messenger RNA, 1177 nt
Organism: Kickxella alabastrina
Lineage: Eukaryota; Fungi; Kickxellomycota; Kickxellomycetes; Kickxellales; Kickxellaceae
Product: 30S ribosomal protein S8e
Exons: 2
Coding region: 252-1034 (260 amino acids)
Biological process (GO): maturation of 5.8S rRNA; maturation of LSU-rRNA
Cellular component (GO): preribosome, large subunit precursor; nucleolus
Source: RefSeq, a predicted model, not a curated record
AAAAAAAAAGUUCCAUCUUUAUAGUUUCGUCUACUUUUUUUUUACUCGCUUGUAACACCUCUUGGCUCUUGUUUCAUUUCAAUUUGUUGGUGUAUAUUUAUUUUUGUUCCUACAUAUAAUUCAAAUUGAUUUCCUUAUUUACAGUUCCCAUUUUUGUUUUCCCACUCUAGCCUAGCAUAACCAGCUCUUCUAGUUCGACCAAGCGCCCACAGCCACAAACAAACGCACACACACACGGCUUUGAAUAGAAAAUGCCGCAGAACGAGUACAUUGAGGAGUCGAUCAGACGGCACGGUCGCCGUAUGGAUCACGCCGAGCGCACGCGCAAGAGAGCGGCGAGACAGGUUCACAAGGACUCCGAGUUUGCACAAAAGGUGCACGGCCUGAAGGCUAAGCUGUACAACAAGAAGAGGCAUUCGGAGAAGAUCCAAAUGAAGAAGACGAUCAAGAUGCACGACGAGAAGAAUGCCAAGCAGAAGAACGACGAUACCGUCCCCGAUGGCGCUGUUCCAGCGUACCUGCUCGAACGUGAGGGCCAGCAGCGGGCAAAGGUGCUGAGCAACAUGCUCAAGCAGAAGCGGAAGGAGAAGGCUGGCAAGUGGAACGUGCCCCUGCCCAGAGUGCGCGGUAUUGCUGAGGACGAGAUGUUCAAGGUCGUCAAGACUGGAAAGUCAAAGUCAAAGUCGUGGAAGCGCAUGGUUACAAAGCCCACGUUUGUCGGAGAUGGGUUUACACGCAAGCCACCAAAGUACGAGCGGUUCAUCCGGCCCAUGGCCCUGCGCUACAAGAAGGCUAAUGUCACACACCCUGAGCUUAAGGCUACCUUUGAGCUGCCCAUUAUUGGCGUCAAGAAGAACCCGCAGAGCCCCAUGUAUACGCAGCUCGGUGUGCUGACCAAGGGAACCAUCAUUGAGGUCAACGUUGCUGAGCUCGGUCUGGUCACCACUGGCGGUAAGGUGCUUUGGGGUAAGUACGCUCAGAUCACAAACAACCCCGAGAACGACGGCUGCAUCAACUCACUGCUGCUGGUGUAAUGCUUGCUGUUCCCUUCUUUCUCUCUAUUUCUUAUAUAAAUAAAAUACGCACAUUUAGUGAAAAACUUGUUAGCCUUUGCAAUGUCCGAGACUUCUAGGCUUUUAUUGAUAAUAAUGCAGCUUCAAGGUGUCUACGAUCGCCU